UAUGCUCUUCUUUCCAAACCAAAUUAUGUGGUUUUCAUUCUGAUAAAAGUCUAAUUUUUGUGUUCUUCUACUACUUACCAACUUCUGCUUCUACUUAAAAAAAGGCUUUAUAUGCUAUUUUGGGUUUCUCUGUCCCUUCACAUCCCAUUUUAUUUUACAUGAGUGGGAAAAGAUGAAUGACUCAAAUGAAGUGCAUAUAUUUAUGCUAAUUACAAGAGUUGAUCAUUCCAACAGAGCUAAUAACCCGCGGCAUCAGAUGCAAAUUAUAAAACUGCCUUGAAGUUUGAUGUGUUACUGCAGUUAAUUUGUUUAUAGCAAUGUCUAGACUUUGGGCCCUGGUUUGUCUGCUGUUGUUAAUUGUGUUCACAUCACAGUUUGAGUGGAAGCAGCAAAUUCAUAGUGAAAUUGAAGCCAGACCUACCACGUUCCAGAAACUGAAAAAAAUACCACAAAAUGAAGAAUCUGUGAAAGAAAAGAUCAUUCUCUCUCAAGAGAAAAAUAUUCAGAGACUUCAUGAGCUUGUUCGGAGUCUUCGUGAACAGUUGGUACAAUGUAAGGUUGGUUAUGAGGUUUCUAAUGUCGCCACAAACCCUUUGGUAGAAUUUCUAUCUGAAUUGGAGUAAUAGCCAUUCUUAGUGUUAGAGGACUAGUUGUGGAUCACACAUGUUGAACAACUUAUAUAUAUGCAAGUUUAAAAGCCUUGUUUCUUUUUCUAAGCAGUUCUUGAUGAGGUUGUGUGUACAACAAUUGCAUCAAUUUGUGCCACAAUUUUACAUUUGAUCAAUUUAUUAUGAUAGAUAUAUUUUUGCUCA
Molecule: messenger RNA, 812 nt
Organism: Cajanus cajan (pigeon pea)
Lineage: Eukaryota; Viridiplantae; Streptophyta; Magnoliopsida; Fabales; Fabaceae
Source: RefSeq, a predicted model, not a curated record